Messenger RNA from Loxodonta africana (African savanna elephant), 1262 nucleotides. Its product is annotated as sulfotransferase 2A1-like. Gene Ontology annotation, cellular component: cytoplasm. The transcript is spliced from 6 exons. The coding region runs from base 80 to 943 and encodes 287 amino acids. The record is from RefSeq and is a predicted model, not a curated record. Gene Ontology annotation, biological process: sulfation. Gene Ontology annotation, molecular function: sulfotransferase activity. NCBI's taxonomy places the organism in Eukaryota, Metazoa, Chordata, Mammalia, Proboscidea, Elephantidae.
GUACCAGCAAACAGACACACUCCCUCUAAAGCUGAGGGGACUGGAACAACCUGGUGAAGCUUGAUAGGUGGCUUUUGGGAUGGCUUCUGAUUAUUUGUGGUUUGAAGGCAUUCCUUUCCCCCAAGUGGAAUACAGAAUUGAAAAUCUGAGAUCUGUCAGAGAUGAAUUUGUGGUGAGGGAUGAAGAUGUCAUUACACUGUCUUACCCAAAGUCAGGAACCCACUGGGUGAUAGAGAUCAUCAGUAUGAUCCACUCCAAAGGAGAUUCCAGUUGGGUCCAAUCUGUUCCCAACUGGGACCGUUCACCAUGGAUAGAAUCAACAGCUGGGUAUGAACGUCUAAAGAAUCAGAAAGGACCACGACUCUUCACCUCCCACCUCCCCAUUCAAUUAUUUCCCAAGUCAUUCUUCAACUCCAAGGCCAAGGCUAUUUAUAUCAACAGAAAUCCCAGAGAUGUUAUUACUUCUGGUUUUUAUUACUGGAGAACAAUUAAACAUGUAAGAAAUCCAGACACGUUUGAACAAUUCUUUGAAUGGUUUCUUCAGGGAAAUGUGACAUUUGGAUCAUGGUUUGACCAUAUCAAUGGCUGGCUGCAAAUGAGAGGAAAAGAGAAUUUUAUGAUAAUAUCAUAUGAGGAGCUGCAUCAGGACAUAAGAGCCAGUGUAGAGAAGAUCAGCCAGUUCUUGGGCAAGAAGCUAGGCCCUGAAGAAUUCGACUCAGUCCUCAAAAACGUAUCCUUUGAGGUCAUGAAAAAUAAUAAAAUGAGCAAUUUUUCCCUAGCACCAGAUAGCUUCGUGGAUCACAGCAAAGGAAAAUUGAUGAGAAAAGGAGUCGUUGGGGACUGGAAACAUCACUUCACAGUGGCCCAGAGUGAAACCUUUGAUAAAAUAUACAAAGAGAAGAUGGCGGGGCUUCCUCAAGGGCUUUUCCCAUGGGAAUCGUGACCUAAUAUUUCUGAGUCUGAGAUGAAUACUGAUUCCCUUCAUGCCCUUAUGCACAGGCAUACUAAGAUGUAGCAGAAAAUUUGUCAUUGUAUCCUGGGGACUUUAGCCCAACAGUACAAUUACACUUGAUAAUUGAAACCUAAUAGGUACUUUAUUAAAUUUAUGCCAUGUCAGCUUCAAAAAAUUACUCAAUAUUUAAUACAUACAGAAAAUAACAUUUUAAAACUCACGUAAAUUUUACCCAGGCUAAGAAAUAAAAUCAAAUGCUUUGUUUAUUUGUGACAGAUUGAUUAAUGCAUGAAAUGUUUCCUGCAUGGUU